CCAAUCUCAAGCGAUGGAUCCUUCUGUGUAGACGCCUAUGUUACUAUUUGCUCUGACUACUUGAGAAAAUGCUGUGGAUAAAACUAGGCUGUCUCGAGGUCAAUCGAACCAAACGUUUCCUUUGGUUUGUUCGUCUGACUGAUAAAAAACGAAGUCCAGCGUACCGUGGUAGUAAGCCCGGGUCGUGAUAAAAGCGACGUACGUUUUUCGGCCUUGAAAGUUUCGUUGACUGGUGCUAGAUAGAUUGUGCGGAUCGACCUGCAUCCAAAUCUACGUGAAAAGCUUUUGGUAAAAUGGAUACAACCCCCAAAAUAACUCAGAAUAACAACGAUAAUGCUUUAAAUCCGACAAUUGAUAUUGACGGUUUAAUUUCGAAGUUGCUUGAGGUGCGGGAUACGAUGCCCGGCAAAGGUGUUCAGCUCGAAGAAGCAGAGGUAGAACGAUUGUGUCAUAUCACGCGCGAAACUUUCUUGGCAGAGAGUAUUCUACUCGAGGUAGAGGCUCCACUUCAGAUCUGUGGUGAUGUACAUGGUCAGUUUCACGAUCUUCUACAAAUUUUCAACGUCGGAGGGUAUCCGCCUGAGAAAAGCUACCUCUUUCUUGGUGACUAUGUUGAUCGAGGUAAACACAGUAUGGAGACGAUUGUGCUUCUCUUUUGCUACAAAGUUAAAUAUCCUCGUCAGGUCCAGCUACUGCGCGGUAAUCAUGAAGCUGCGUCUAUAUCGCGUCUAUACGGAUUUUAUGAUGAAUGCAAACGUCGUUACAGUGUGAAGUUAUGGAAGACGUUUACAGAAUGUUUCAAUUGUAUGCCUGUAGCUGCUAUUGUCGAUGAAAAGAUAUUCUGUUGUCACGGCGGCCUUUCGCCAGAGUUGCUUUCGAUGGAACAAAUUCGGAAGAUCCGUCGGCCUGUAGAUGUACCUGAUUCGGGCCUCCUAUGCGACCUCCUUUGGUCUGAUCCUGAUAAGGAUAUCAUCGGCUGGGCAGAUAACGAUCGCGGCGUUUCCGUCGUUUUCGGUAGUAACAUUAUCGAAGAUUUUCUCAAUAAACAGGAUAUGGAACUUAUAUGCAGGGGCCAUCAGGUUGUGGAGGAUGGAUAUGAGUUUUUCUGUAAAAGAAAGCUUAUCACCCUUUUUUCUGCCCCCAACUACUGCGGGUAUUUCGACAACGCCGCAGCCUUUAUGGUGGUAGACCAAAAUCUCUGCUGUCGGCUAAAAAUCCUGCGCGCUCGAAGAAAGAAGGCUAUUAAGAAGACUUGAUAAUUCAAGAGGCUUUUGCCUUUAGUGUAAAAGUGACGACCUGCCACAGCUGCUGCUUAUAUUACGACAAUCACUGUUCUUUCCUUUCUCUAAUUGUAGUCAACAUCCAAAGGGAGAAACUAACACAACAAAGAUUAUUACAGGCUAGCACUUUUGUUUGUUUUGUUUGUAGCAGGUUUGUUGCAUGAGAGAGGAGACACCUCUCCGUGUGCAUAUAUCCGGGGUCAUUCUGUA
Varroa destructor (honeybee mite) is the source of this 1490-nucleotide messenger RNA. RefSeq names its product serine/threonine-protein phosphatase PP1-gamma catalytic subunit B-like. NCBI's taxonomy places the organism in Eukaryota, Metazoa, Arthropoda, Arachnida, Mesostigmata, Varroidae. The record is from RefSeq and is a predicted model, not a curated record. Gene Ontology annotation, molecular function: protein serine/threonine phosphatase activity. Gene Ontology annotation, cellular component: cytoplasm; nucleus.